UAUGCGUCGACGGCGCUGGUGAGCCGGAAGGGGACGACGUUCGAGCAGAGAGAGAGGGAGAAGAUGAUAAAGAAGGCGUACAAGGAGAGGAUGACGGAGCUGAAGGAGGAGAUUCGGUUGAACAAGGUGGAGAAGAGGAAGAAGAAAGAGGAGAGGGAGAAGAAGAAGCAGGAGAAUAUUAUCAGAUCUGGAACCAAGUUCCAGAAGAUUACAAACCCUAAUACUUUGAAGAAGAUUGCAAAAUCCAAGCAGAGGAAACAGCUUAGGGUUGUUCCCGAUGAAUUGCUUAGGAAAUAGACAGUAAUUUCUUUUUUAAUUUUUCAAUUCGGUUUCUAUAUAUUGCCUUUUAGUGGAUAAUUUUGUAGUAUUGAGAUUUCAAUUGAUGCUUAAUAUACAAGCUCGUUUUGUCGUAAUUGUUAUUUGUUUGCUUUUGAGCUC
Cajanus cajan (pigeon pea) is the source of this 438-nucleotide messenger RNA. Lineage: Eukaryota; Viridiplantae; Streptophyta; Magnoliopsida; Fabales; Fabaceae. The record is from RefSeq and is a predicted model, not a curated record.